AGUUGUUGUCAGUUGUCGUCAGGGACGCCCGCAGUCUCUACACGCCGGACCUCUGCCUCUUCUGGCUAUGAUAUAGCAGAAUAACAAUUGCGGACACCCGCGAACUAAAUCCACAGGGCCCGCAUCGUUCUCCUGUGGCGAAUCCGCAUCUGGCACAGGCUGAGGCAACAUGGCCGACUUCUCUACGUAUCACUCCCUUGGCCAGGGCGAGGAUCAGCCUGCGCCGCCGCAAUUCAACCCGCCGGUUGCUCCAGGGCCCCCGGGUUACCAACAAAUCCAACAAAGUACGUCUCCCGCGGGGCCCAUGGGCUCUCCCGGAUAUCCUCCGGGAUCGCAUGGGCCAACAACUCCCGGCCCGGAUGCAAUGGGAGAAUUGUCAUCUCAAAUGGGCGGCUUAGGGAUCAGUGGAGCUAUGAGCGGAAGCGUUCGUGCUCACAAGAAGAAAGAUCGGCAUGCUUAUCACGAUUUCGGUGGCCCGUCUCCUACUUCACAAGCCUUCAAUGGAAUGCCACAAGGCGGAAUGCAGAGCCAAUCGCAGUUCCUUAGUACGGGGAUGAAUCAACCACCUCCACCAAGCUCUCCAUAUUCUCAUCCAGCUUCUCCAGGCUUACAACAGCCCUCACAAGCUGGACGGCCUUCUUUUGGUGGAAGCAUGAAACCCUCAUUUUCUGCUGCUGGCGAUGGUUCCGUACAUACUCAGGGGAAGGUUGACCCUGAGCAAGUUCCAGGCGUUCCAAUUGCGCGUGAUAUUGCUGCACAAUAUUAUCUCAACCACGUAUAUCCCACGAUGGAGCGUCACAUCCCCCCUCCAGCAGCUGUCCCUUUUGUAGCACACGACCAAGGCAAUUCCUCUCCAAAGUUCGCUCGGCUUACGCUUAAUAAUAUCCCAUCUACCCUCGAAUUCCUGUCGUCCACUGCCCUUCCUCUUGGUAUGGUUAUCCAACCUCUUGCUCCAUUAGACUCUGGCGAACAACCUAUCCCUGUCUUAGAUUUUGGCGACGCUGGCCCUCCAAGAUGCCGAAGGUGCAGAGCAUAUAUAAAUCCUUUUAUGAUGUUCAGAUCGGGAGGUAAUAAAUUUGUAUGCAACAUGUGCGCCUUUCCAAACGAAGUUCCACCUGAAUACUUUUCGCCCCUGGAUCCAUCAGGGGUCAGGGUCGAUCGCAUGCAACGCCCUGAGUUGAUGCUGGGAACGGUUGAGUAUAUGGUUCCCAAAGAAUAUUGGGGCAAAGUUCCUGUAGGGCUACGCUGGCUAUUCCUGAUCGACGUCUCACAAGAAUCAGUAACUCGAGGGUUUUUAGAAGCAUGCUGUGGGGGAAUAAUGGCAGCCCUGUAUGGGUGCGAGAGCGACGAACAAGCAGCGGAGGACGAAAAUACACCGACAAAGAAACUUCCUGAAGGGUCCAAAGUCGGAAUAAUCACUUUUGAUAAAGAAGUACAAUUUUAUAAUCUUUGCUCCCGCCUCGAACAAGCCCAGAUGAUUGUCAUGACCGAUCUUGAUGAUCCUUUCGUUCCUCUGAGUGAAGGGCUAUUUGUUGACCCUUAUGAAUCAAAACAUGUCAUCUCAUCACUAUUAACACAAAUACCGACAUUAUUUUCGCAUAUUAAAAAUCCGGAGCCAGCACUAUUACCUGCAAUAAACGCCGCCCUGUCUGCUUUGGAACAAACCGGUGGCAAAAUGAUUUGCGCGCUAGCAAGCUUACCAACUUGGGGACCAGGCCGACUGUUCAUGAGAGAUGAUGGAAAGGGAUCGGGCACUGAUGCCGAAAAGAAGCUUUUUACCACUGAUCACCCUGGUUGGAAAAAGACCGCAAAUAAGCUAUCUGAGAGUGGAGUCGGAAUUGACUUCUUCCUGGCGUCAUGUGGUGGUGCCUAUAUGGACAUAGCUACGAUCGGCCAUGUUGCUGCAGUUUCCGGCGGGGAGACCUUCCUAUACCCUAACUUCCAUGCUCCUCGCGAUGUCUUGAAGCUAUCAAAUGAACUUUCUCAUGCUGUAAACAGGGAAACGGGUUACCAGGCUUUGCUAAAAGUCCGAUGCUCCAAUGGACUUCAAGUCUCAUCCUAUCAUGGUAACUUCGUGCAGCACACUUUCGGUUCAGACUUGCAAUUAGGCAGUAUUGAUGCAGACAAGGCCUUUGGUGUUGUCUUCACGUAUGACGGAAAGCUUGAUACGAAACUAGAUGCUCAUUUCCAAGCUGCAUUGUUGUACACUACAGCUAGCGGCCAGCGACGAGUAAGAUGCAUCAAUAUUGUUGCGGCUGUCAAUGAGGGCGGGAUGGAGACGAUGAAGGCAAUUGAUCAGGACGCUGUGGUUAAUAUAGUGACCAAAGAAGCUGCCUCUAAAGUGCCUGAUAAGUCACUUAAAGAUAUCCGAGCUGGGUUAACUGAAAGGACGAUCGAUAUCCUUGCGGGCUACCGAAAGAAUUUCUCGUUGUCCCAUCCUCCUGGGCAGCUUGUCCUGCCAGAGAAUAUGAAGGAGUUUUCUAUGUAUAUACUGAGUUUGGUGAAAUGCCGCGCUUUCAAGGCCGGCCCCGAGACUUCCGAUCGUCGAGUCCAUGAUAUGCGGAUGCUUCGCUCUUUCGGCUGCAAUGAACUUUCGCUUUAUCUAUACCCUCGUAUUAUUCCGAUUCAUAACCUUAGCCCAGAAGACGGCUUCGCCAACGAGCAAGGGAAACUCCAAGUUCCUCCAGCACUCCGAGCAUCCUUCUCCCGUAUUGAAGAGGGUGGUGCCUACCUCGUGGAUAAUGGCCAAAUUUGUUUACUUUGGAUUCAUGCCCAAGUUUCACCAAAUCUUCUCGAAGACCUAUUUGGCCCCGGUAAAACAACGCUACAGUCUCUCGAUCCCAACACUUCGUCCAUUCCUCUGCUGGAAACUCAUUUGAAUGCCCAAGUGCGGAAUAUUAUUCAAUACCUCUCCACCAUUCGCGGCUCCAAGUCGGUAACAAUACAGCUUGCACGGCAAGGGAUAGAUGGCUCUGAAUACGAGUUUGCCAGGCUUCUUCUAGAAGACAGAAACAACGACGCCCAAAGUUACGUUGACUGGCUAGUGCAUAUUCACCGGCAGAUCCAACUUGAGCUUGGAGGUCAUCGCAAAAGGGAGGAAGGCGGUUCGGCAGUCUCCGGGGUGGAAAGUACGUUGUCUGGAUUAAGCGGGUUACGGCCGCCAUACUGGUGAUUUGGGCGGAGUUUAUUUAGCAUAGCACGUUUAUGAAUUUAUAAGAGUUUCGCGAUUGCAAAGGCAUUCAUUAUUGUUACCAUUAUUGAUCCAUAUCCGAUAUAUGCCAAGCAUGAUGUAAAGAGUAUUUCAGUCUGCUACAGACACAGAACAUACCAGAUCUUGUCUAUGGCGCAAUGCAAGGUUUGAAUGGCUGGUUCAGAGGGGGAGUCGCAAAAUCUGAUUCCAGGUACCCACAAGAAUCGUCGAGCCUUUACUCUAGCGCCGCACACUCGAAAAAGCACAUUAGCAACGUAUGCAAUCUCGUCCGAGUAUAAAAGCUCUUAAUCAUAUUUAUACAAGUGUUAAGUUUUGCGAUAUCACACCCACACUACUCCGUAAAUACUAUAUGUAUUAUGUUAUAGGUACAUGUACUUUCAACUAAGGAAUAAAGGAUGAGGGACAUGUCUCAACUGCGAGUACAACGGUUUAUAUAGUUGUUAAAUUAUACCUUAAAACUUUUGUACAGUACUUCGUACAAGGUUUAUUGGCAUUGGUCAAAAACUUAAGGGAGAUUAAAAUAUCAUGUCACAUUUGAGUGUUGGGUCUUCAUUUCUCUCUCUUGCUCCCUCUCUCUUCAAUCAACUAUGUCCGGCCUCGUUCGGAUGUGAUAUCUAAUUCCACAACGUUGGAUACGAAAUUCCUGUACCGCUUACACUUAAUAUUCACAUUCCAUACAUAUUUUCCCACACUUGUGGGCCGGAGCAAAUGUUCAGCUCAUCUUCACAGCUCGCGCUUCGCAUGAUAUACCAACGGACUCUGUUCAUCCAACAGUGCACAGGGCAGCAUUCGCAAACACUACUACCUCAAGUUUGUGAACUGGUUGAGAAGAAGUGGCACGCUCACUCGAGGAAGCGGGAAGUCAAGGCCAGCCUCAAAUUUCUCUUCCCGGCCUUUAUUGAAUCUCCCACUAAAACUGCUCCUCAAGAUCAAUGCUCCCCUCGCUCUCACAUGCUAGGUCAAUUUCUGAAGAACUGUGAUAACUUCAGUACAGAGAUGGGGAUCAUUUUACCUCUUAGAGAAUGAGAAAUGGCACUGCUAAUCUACCCAUCUCAAAUUUCUCCCAACUAAGCGGCCCUCUCAAUAGAGGUG
Molecule: messenger RNA, 4303 nt
Organism: Blastomyces dermatitidis ER-3
Lineage: Eukaryota; Fungi; Ascomycota; Eurotiomycetes; Onygenales; Ajellomycetaceae
Product: Sec23/Sec24 family protein
Exons: 6
Coding region: 170-3172 (1000 amino acids)
Biological process (GO): intracellular protein transport; COPII-coated vesicle cargo loading; endoplasmic reticulum to Golgi vesicle-mediated transport
Cellular component (GO): endoplasmic reticulum exit site; COPII vesicle coat
Molecular function (GO): SNARE binding; zinc ion binding
Source: RefSeq, a predicted model, not a curated record